Messenger RNA from Chenopodium quinoa (quinoa), 1560 nucleotides. RefSeq lists its product as uncharacterized. Bases 1 to 1560 code for a protein of 519 amino acids. The transcript has 2 exons. Lineage: Eukaryota; Viridiplantae; Streptophyta; Magnoliopsida; Caryophyllales; Amaranthaceae. The record is from RefSeq and is a predicted model, not a curated record.
AUGCGCGAGUUCAUGGUGAACUCAAGGAAUCAACAACAGCUGAAUGCUUGCGGUAUAUGCACCUCAAUGGGACAUCCCACUGAUUCAUGUCCUACAUUGCAAGAGGAGCUAAAUGAGCAGGCAAAUGCAAUGGGUUUCCAAGGGCAAGGUCCUCAGAGAAGAUAUGAUCCCUUCUCAAAUACCUACAACCCAAGAUGGAGGGAUCAUCCAAAUUUGAGAUAUGGGAAUUCCCAAGGAAAGCAACAACAUCAAAAUGCUCAAGGCCAGCAGCAGUUUCAGCAAUAUAGGGCACCAUUCCCAAAACCUCAAGGCCAAAGCUCGAAUUCAGCAAAAUAUGGUGCAAUUCAACAAGAAACCAAAUCAAGUAUUCAGAAUUUGGAAAAUCAAGUUAGUCAAAUCUCAAGUGCGGUGAGCAGACUUGAAGCUAAGGAUUCGGGAAAACUUCCAUCUCAAACGGAGUUGAAUCCUAAGCAACAGGUCAACGCAAUAACAUUGAGAAGUGGCAAAGAGUUGCAACAGACUGUAAUUGCAACUAAGAGGGCUAAAGACUUGAUUGGAGUUGAAGAGGAGGAAUUAGAACAAGAAACUGAGGCGAAUCCGCCAACCUUUCCCUCUUAUGAGCCUGUGCCACCUUUCCCUGAAGCCUUGCAAGAUACUCGAAGGUAUGAGAAAGACAAGGAUAUUUAUGAGACUUUCAGCAAAUGUGAGGUAAAUAUGCCCCUCUUGAAUGUGAUUAAAAGUAUUCCUCGUUUUGCUAAGUUUAUGAAAGAACUGUGCACUAUCAAGAGAAAGCACAGGUUGGGAGGAAAAGAGAAGGUAAAGGUGAGUGCUCAUGUUUCUGCGGUUUUCCAAAAGAAACUCCCAGAAAAAUGUGGUGAUCCUGGUAUGUUUACUGUUCCUGUUACAAUAAAAGACACCACAUUGCACUGGGCCAUGUUGGACCUAGGUGCAUCAAUCAAUGUUAUUCCAUAUUCCCUGUUUAAAUCUUUGGAACUUGGACCUUUACAUGAAACUGGGGUAGUGAUUCAGUUAGCUGAUAGGUCUAAUGUGUAUCCUAAGGGGGUGGUGGAAGAUGUGUUGGUUAAGGUUGAUGGAUUGAUUUUUCCUGCUGACUUUUAUGUGCUUGACAUGGAACAUGACAAACAAGCAGUCCCCAUCCUGUUAGGAAGACCUUUCUUGAAGACUGCUAAGACAAAAAUCGAUGUGUCUACUGGUUCUUUUACUAUGGAGGUUGAUGGGAAAGCAAUUGUGUAUAACAUUUAUGAUUCCAUAAAGUAUCCUGUUGACACUCAUUCUUUAUGUUCCAUAAAUGUUGUCGAUCCAAUACUGCAUGAUGUUUCUAACAUUGAUCGUGGGGAUGAGCUCCUCAUACGUAUAACUAAUGUUGUGUCUGGUGAUUGCUUGGAUUUUUCUAUGCCUACUAAUGUGCAGGUGAAGGUGGCGGAAUUGAAUGAACAGUCCAAGCUUCCACCUAUACCACCAGGUGCAACACCCACCCCGUCAGCAAUUCCGGGCAAGAAAUUGUCCCAUUUAUACCACAAGGAGAAGAAUAAGUUGUAG